AUGGUCCUAACUGGAUGGCAACGUUAUUCACAUGUAACACCACUUUGUGAACUUAUAUCAAUUGGCUUGCCAACAAUGGUGGCUCAAUCUGUAUUUCUUAUAACUUGGAGUGAUAAAAAGGAUUUGACUAAUACAGAAAAAGAAACAAAAUUGGAAAUUAUAAAGAAGUUACUUGGCUGUCAAACGAAUGUAGACGACUUAAUAUUUGAAGGAAAAAAGUUUCCUCGAACAUUUGAUUCGCAGAUUGUAAAAUGUCAGUUUCCUGGUGCUGAUCUCUACAAACAGAUGGAAAAAGUCAGAGUCUUAAUAUGGAAAUUGGGAGUGUUAUUCAAUGAAAACAACGGUUGUGGAAAUACUACUGAAGAAAAGCAAAGUAAUAGUAAAGAGAAAAAACGACACGAAAUUGAACACGAAUUUAUUUCUUCCAUUCGGCCCAAGAUUGAAGAUUUACUUCUCAAAUAUUUCUACAAAGAUACAGUUGCAGAGUGGUUAGUUCAACACCGCUCCCUUUGUGAUUUUGUUCCAAUGGAUGGUGGUAGGUCUCUACUUAGAUAUGAUACAGUGCUGGAAAAAACUAUAGCCGCACUUUUGAAAACUUUGUAACUUAAGAAGGAGUUACCCGAACAACAUCAAAUUUUGUUGAAAAAUGUAAAAAAUAUAUAGGAAAAUAAUGGUAUUUAGAUAUUCUCAAAAUUUUAAAAACAAAACACAAAAAUUUUAAAAAUUCAAAAAUACGCGUAAUUUUUACUG
This is a messenger RNA of Meloidogyne enterolobii, 750 nucleotides long. The record is from the annotation of a GenBank genome assembly. Lineage: Eukaryota; Metazoa; Nematoda; Chromadorea; Rhabditida; Meloidogynidae.